Messenger RNA from Siniperca chuatsi (mandarin fish), 3077 nucleotides. Its product is annotated as dendritic cell-specific transmembrane protein. The transcript has 4 exons. The record is from RefSeq and is a predicted model, not a curated record. Gene Ontology annotation, cellular component: membrane. Bases 50 to 1489 code for a protein of 479 amino acids. Lineage: Eukaryota; Metazoa; Chordata; Actinopteri; Centrarchiformes; Sinipercidae.
CAAGCUCUAAACUGCAGUGCUGGGUUUCAACCCCACUAUCUUCUUCAAUAUGCUACUCUCAUGGAUUGCAAUAAAACAGAGCCUCAAAGAUAUCAGUUAUCUGGCUUUGGAUGUUUUCAUAACUGGUAAAAGGGAUGGCUUUCAAAUUACUCUCACCCUCCUCCUCACCUGUAGCUUCUCCAGCCUCCUGCUCAGCUCCCUGCUCCUCCUGUACCUCAUCUCCACCCUGAGCUAUGAGCUAGCUGUGGCUGGAGGGAUUGCUGGCUGCUUUGGGACACUACUGACAGUUGCCCUCUUCCUAUCAAAGAGAGUAAGGUGCUUGGGGACUCUAUUUGUGAUCUCUAUUUUCAUGAAGAAGAGUCGGAACCUGCUCCUGACAGCUGGGACCAGUUUAGUGGUUCUUGGAAAUAUACGCAACACCUUGGAGAACCUCACAGGCCUGGUCAGGAGUAUGAUUUGCAACCUGAAGGCCAAGAAAGCAGCCAUCAUUGCUCCAUUCAGUAACUAUGUGAAGAUGUUGAAGUGGAUUGGAAACAUGCUCAAGGGGGUUACAGAUUUAGGGGUUUUGAACCUUGACUCUCAACUCAAGGUUUCACCCAGACUGGAAUCAGAACAAUUCAGAGAGAAACUCACUGAAGCAGAGCAGAAGCUGAAUGAAACUGUAAAGUAUGUACAGUCCCUCAUGAAUACAGUCUCCUCUGUGACCGAGCGGCUGUUUCCUGCCAUCAGCUUCCUCGUGCUCAUGAUGUUUAUAGCGCUGCACAUAAAGAAAUUCUGCAAUGACAGGAAAUACGAAAACAGGUUCAUCAGCAGCAAAUUUGUUAGUUUUGAUGAGAAGCAGAAGGCGGAAGGAAAGCCCCACGUCCUCCCCCUCACACCAGAGGAAGAAAAAUUGUACACUGCUGUCCCCUCCGCCCAUCCCACCGCCAGAGAGGGGAGAGCUAUGCUGAGAUUUAGUGUUCCUGUUGUCUCCCAUUUUGUAUCUUGGGUCAUAUUUAUAACUGUGGAUGCCUUAUUGUACUGUUUUGUUGAUAUUAUAACCACCAAGUUAUCAGAGCUGGAACCAUUCCAUGUCCCAUUGUUAAUGAGCAUCAAAGGGAUUGCAACUUUAAUAGGUAUACCAUUAGGUGAGGAAAACCAUCAAAAAGACUUUUCCUACUCUGUGACCCUGUUUGAGAAGAAAUGUCUUCCUAAACCCAGGCUGCUGCUCUAUAACUCUGUAGUUCCUUUGGCUGCCAUCCUGCUCACUCUGCUCAUUAUGGCUCUGAUGGCUGCCAAAGUGGCCCAGCUCAGGCUGAUGGUCUGUGAGCGAUUUUUCUCCACUGCUGCGGAGGAGAGAGUGGAAUACCUGCAUGCCAAAAUCCUGAGGAAGAGAUUAAAAAGGAAGAAGGAGAAAAACAUCUGCAGCCUCACAUCACUCUGUUUUAAGCCACAUUUCUGGUGCCCUCUGCUCUUCAGGCCCAAAGAGGAUCUACAAGGUAUCGUGUGAGGAAAUUUCGGCUGCAUGAUAUUUGAUUCUGUGAAUAAGGAAGCAUACGAAAACAUAUGAAAGUCUCCUGGUGAGGACAUUUUUUGUUACUGUUGAUCAUAAUAUUCCGUUAGAUAAGUAGGUAGAGAGGUAGAGUCUGACUGUUGUUUUAGGCCUUCUGCUAUUUACUCCAUAUAUAAAUAAUAUUUAUUUUCCAGCUGAAAACUGCAAUGUCCAUUUUUAUACGGACGAUAGAAUCAUAUUUGCCAUCGGCGCUACCUCAAACCUGACCUUCAGGUUACAGUCUGCUUUUGAUGACCUCCAGAUCUCUUAUUAAUUUACAGAUUGUUCUAAACUCCAAAAAGACAAACUGUGUGCAUUUCCUAAGAGCAAAGAGCUUUGAUCUGUACUAAUAAUGGAAAUCUAAUAGAUACAGCACAGCAGACAGAGCUUUUUUCUCCUUUCAAAACAGAACACCAUUAUACAAUCCAUUAUACUAUGCACUAUACUACACUGGAUUAUGGAGAUAUCUUGUAUGAAAAUCACAGUCUAGGAAAGAUUAAAAAGUUCUUCAUACCAACUCUACACUGGGGAAGACUGGUUUCCAGUACUAUACACCUUACAACUGGAUUUAACUGAAAAAGUGACACAUCUGAAGGAGUUUAAACUUCUACUUUCUGAUAUUUUAAAUAAUUUUUGUGACUGUUUAAGUGUGUGUGUGUGUGUGUGUGUGUGUGAGACUGUUUUUUGUUACUGAAUUGUCUUGUUGUAAUGUUAUAUGUAGUUUUUUUUCACUACAUGUAUACUGUAGAUACUUUUCUAUAUUAUAUUUAAUGGGAUAUUUUUAACAAUAAAUAUAUGACUAUAAAGUACCUCAUACAACCCCACUUCAAAAAACCCAAACUAUCCCUUUAAAUAAAAGUCCCAUAAAAGACUUUUUGGAGCCAUUGUAUGUUUCAUUUUACUCUGUAUCAAUAAUUUAAGUUUACAAUUAUGCAUUCAUGAGGGUAGCAGUGAAUCCUAUUAUUUACAAGCACUCUUCUGUAUUUGUCUUAGAUAACAGAGCACCAAACAGAUUCUAAAAUACAGAGGCAGGCUUCGGUAUUUUACCUCCAUGUGUAAUGCUCCCCUGCAGAGUGUAGCACAGAGAUAUCUGCUUACAUAAUCUAAGACAGAUGUCCCCUACAUGUGCAGUGAACAGCACUGUCCACUUUCCACUUACACACUGUCACUGUUCAUUAACAACUCACAGGUGAUAGAAAGUGGAACUACACUUGCUUUUAUUUCAACUCCUUCACAUCAGUUUUACAUCAACUUGCAAAGUAUAACAUUGCUCUCGUUCAUUCAAUGUAUAUUUUUUUAAUUCCAUUAUUCUGAAAUUAUUUGUUUAUUUGUUAUGUCUAAGAUUUGAUCAAAGUGAAAUUUCCUAUUUGAAUUAAAUUAAACCAGCAAAGAGUUGGUUAAGAAAAAACUCUUCUUAUUGUCAUCAUUUGGGACACAUAACCUCAAAUUGCUCUUAAUGAGCAGACCAGACCGUUAUAUUAUAUUGUGGACUCUUAUAUGCGGUCUAAUUAAAAAAAAAAGAAUAGUUUUUCCUACUCUCGUAAAA